Messenger RNA from Dipodomys ordii (Ord's kangaroo rat), 922 nucleotides. It is a transcript of the gene Syce1, whose product is annotated as synaptonemal complex central element protein 1. NCBI's taxonomy places the organism in Eukaryota, Metazoa, Chordata, Mammalia, Rodentia, Heteromyidae. The record is from RefSeq and is a predicted model, not a curated record. Gene Ontology annotation, cellular component: synaptonemal complex. Gene Ontology annotation, biological process: synaptonemal complex assembly. The transcript has 12 exons. Bases 32 to 916 code for a protein of 294 amino acids.
GGACACAUACACACAGAAAAUUGAAGACUUGAUGGAAAUGGUGAAAAAGUUGCAGAAAGUGGGAACUCUAGAACCACGGAUUGAGGUCCUGAUUAACCGAAUUAAUGAGGUUCAGCAAGCAAAAAAGAAAGCCAGUGAAGAGCUGGGAGAGGCUAGAACUGUCUGGGACGCUCUGCAGAAGGAACUGGACGCGUUGCAUGAAGAGAAAAUACGACUGAAGGAGAUCUUGAGCAAAAAACAAGAAACCCUGAGAAUCCAUCGGCUGCAUUGCCAAGAAAAGGAAAAUGAGGCCCAUAGGAAGCACACCCUGUUGCAAGAGUGCAAGGAGAGGAUUUCUUCUCUGAACUCCCAGAUUGAGGAAGAGAAGAAUAAACAGAGGCAGCUGAGGUUGGACUUUGAGCAGCAGCUGGAGACUCUGAUGGGCCAACACAAGGACCUCUGGGAAUUUCAUAGGCCAGAGCAUCUAGCAAGGGAGAUUUGUGCCUUGGACAGCAACAAGGAUCAACUGCUGAAGGAAGAGAAGCUGAUUGAGGUGAAGCUAGAGGAUGUGAAACAUCGACUAUUCUCCCUGUGUGGUCCUGGGGGACCCUCCACCCUCACGGAGGGACUCUUCCUCCGGAGCCAGGAGGCAGCUGCAACAGUGGAAAUGUUUAAGGAGGAGAACAAGAAAGCUGCGGAGCUCCUGGAGGCUGCAGCCCAGCAACACCAGCAGCUGCAGCAGAAGUGCCAGCAUCUGCAGCAGAAGCAGCAGAGGCUGAAGGAAGACUUAGAAAAGCAUGGGCCUCAGAUCCUUGCUCAAGCCAAGAGCAUGCAAGAAGAGGCCACCUCACAAAAGGCGGCCAGUCCUAAGUGUCUAGAAAUCUGUAAGGAGAAAGACCAGGAGUCACUCACCAAGCAGGGCCUGAUACCCUCCUAAACCAUG